AGUUAUUGUCUGCCCCUUGUCUUUAGUGAACUCACUUGUUCGAUUUGCAAAGGAGCCCCAGAUGUUUGCAAUCAAAUUCAAUGAUGGAUGUCCUGUCCAUGUGUAUGCAAGCACCUCAAGAAAUAGUCUACUUGCAGCAGUUCAUAAUGUAUUGCAAACAGAAUGCCAGUGUGCAGUUCCUGUUUUGCCAAGGCUGACAAUGUCUGCUCAUCCCAUUGAUCCUCCUUGUGGAAGAGUUUGUCUACCUUUUGGUCAUCAGCACCCCACUGUUGAUAUGGAAAUUGUUUCCAUGCAUGUGAAACAUUUAGCUGCUGCUUCCAAAGAUGCUGUUGUUGAAGGUGGUUCUAUUCCUGGUUCAAGAGCUAAGCUAUGGCAUAGAAUAAGGGAGUUCAAUGCAUGUAUGCUAUUUACUGGAGUGCCUUCUAAUAUUGAAGUGCCCAAGGUGAUUUUAAUGGCCUUGAUUACAAUGCUUCCAGCAACGCCAAAUCUUCCACCAGAGUCCCCUCCCAUGCCGCCUCCUUCACCUAAAGCAGCUGCAACAGUGACGGGUUUCAUUGCUUGUUUAUGUAGAUUAUUGGCUUCUAAAAGGGCAGCUUCACUUGUUAUAUCCUUUCCUGCUGCUGUUGGAAGAAUAAUGGCCUUACUUAGAAAUGCUUCUGAGGGUGUAGCUGCUGAAACUGUUGGACUUGUUGCAAACACUUGUUGGUGGUGGUUCUGGGGAUACAAAUAUAUUGACAGAUUCUAAAGGAAAGCGACGUGCUACAAUCAUGCAGAUGAAGUCUGUAUUGUUUUCUAAUCAUGGUUAUGCCACUAUAUUUUGAAAUAUAUCUUGAGGAUAUUA
Rubroshorea leprosula is the source of this 841-nucleotide messenger RNA. NCBI's taxonomy places the organism in Eukaryota, Viridiplantae, Streptophyta, Magnoliopsida, Malvales, Dipterocarpaceae. The record is from the annotation of a GenBank genome assembly.